CUUUCAUCUUCGGAUUCUCGUCCAUGGUGACGCCGGCGGCCAAGGGUGGGCUCAGUUGACGGCGGUGGCUCGGCCGGCUGCAGCGACACGCUUGCCGAAGGCACUGCCGGCGGCAGCGGACGCAGCUGAGUGCCUGUACUUGAGACAUAGUUGUGAGGACGCAACACAUACUUGACCUCAUCGGCCGCCUGUCGGCGGCGGCCAGGAAAUCUGUAGAUUUCAAGACGCGCAAAUCGCGACCCAAUAUUUUACAUAAAACCCCCUGAUAAACCGUCGUCACCCGACAUUUUUACAAAUAAUCUCCCUGCUCGGCUGCUCCCGACGAUCCGCCGCCGCCGUCGAUGCUGCUCUCCUCCUCUCCGGCGCCGCCACGCGAGGGCGCCGUCGCACCCUCCCUCUGGGCGGAGGCCGCGUCCUCGGCGGUGCUCCGGCACUACCACUCCCUGCCCAAGAAAGGCAAGCCGCAGGGGCGCGAGUCCACGGUCCUCGCCGCCUUCCUCCUCUCCACCCCGCAGGAUCCACAGAGCCCCACCGUCCUAUCCAUGGGAACCGGCACCAAGUGCCUCGGCGCCUCGCGGCUCAGCACCCGUGGGGACCUCGUCCACGACGCGCACGCCGAGGUCAUCGCUCGCCGCGCUCUCCUCCGCCUUGUCUACUCCGAGUUCGGCCACAGCGGCCAGCCGGAUUGGUUGGUUGGCUCUGGGGAUGGUAGAAGAUGGAGGCUAAAGGAUGGUCACUGUCUUCAUCUUUACAUCACCCAGCUCCCAUGUGGGGUCAUGCCAGUACCGCCAUCAGAAUCAGAAUUGCCGAGGGAACAGCUGGAUUGUGGUGUGAAUGGAUGCAGUGACAUCGGUUUUGUUCAAAGGAAGCCUGGCCGUGGUGAUACAACAUUGUCCAUGAGCUGCUUUGACAAAAUCACUCGUUGGAGUGUUGUUGGAAUUCAAGGUGCAUUGCUGUCCCACAUACUGGAACCCUUGUAUUUGACCACCAUUACUAUUGGACAGUUACCUGAUGGUGCUCCUGAAGGGUUCUCUAUUGAAAAUAAUAUUGAGAAAGUUCUCAAUGCUCGCUUGUCCUCUCUAUCCAGCAGAUUGCCUGCUUCUUUCAAAUUGAGCACGCCAAAGUUUUUUGAGGCACCUGUUCCACCUAAAGAGUUUCAACAGAUUUCUGGAGAUGUACCACCUUUGACUUGCGGGUACUCAAUUUGUUGGAAUAAAUCUGGUUUGCAUGAAGUUGUCCUGGGAACAACCGGAAGGAAACAAGGAACGUCUUCAAAGGCAGCAUGCUUCUCCUCCACCGAGUCAUUGCUCUGCAAGAGAAGAUUGGCGGAAGCUUUCAUGUCACUUGAACAUUCAUUGUUAACAAAAUUCCAAUCUGGGGAUCUGUCUUAUCGUGCAAUGAAGGAUGAGGCUCAUGAGUACCAGCAUACGCUUGAGCUUCUGAAAAAGGCCCCAUUCUUCAGCUGCUGGCGUGCCAAGCCUGCAUCCCUCGGCUCUUUCGCAGUUGUAAGGUGACGAUCAUCCCCAGUUCCAGAGGUGAACAGUUGCAGCACACUGGAAUCACGUUUUGUGCUUGGGUCUUAAACCCCCCCCCCCCCCCCCCCCCCCCCAACACACACACACACCAAUUCAAGUACAGCUACGAACUCCAGGAAAAUAGAAAGAGGCUGCAAAGCCCUGUAAUGUUUUUGUACGUAGCAUUGGGGCCUGAUUUUGUCCCGGUAGAAAUACUCUGUACUAGGUAGCAUCGAUUGUCAUUUGGCAUUUGGGGUAGAUCUUGUGUGUGGAACAGUUUGUCCCGUCUUGAACCCCGUUUGUCUGACUCAACCUCUGACAGUUUGUAGCAUCAGAAUAAUCUCCGUGA
Messenger RNA from Setaria italica (foxtail millet), 1863 nucleotides. Its product is annotated as tRNA-specific adenosine deaminase 1. Gene Ontology annotation, cellular component: nucleolus; cytoplasm. Gene Ontology annotation, molecular function: double-stranded RNA binding; double-stranded RNA adenosine deaminase activity; tRNA-specific adenosine deaminase activity. The coding region runs from base 342 to 1514 and encodes 390 amino acids. Lineage: Eukaryota; Viridiplantae; Streptophyta; Magnoliopsida; Poales; Poaceae. The transcript is spliced from 8 exons. The record is from RefSeq and is a predicted model, not a curated record. Gene Ontology annotation, biological process: RNA processing; adenosine to inosine editing.